CCGCCUGAGUGAAAAAAGUCGUACUAUCCGGCGUAUACUUCAGAGCGCUACAACUUUCUGUUUGUAACACACAUCCCCGCCCUCACCGCAAUGUUUGGUUUAAGAGCGGCACCCAGAGCUUUUAGAGCUUUCAAACCGAUCCUGUUAACUCCGCUCAGAUCUUUCCGCCUCUCCCACCAUGCCCUCGGUGAGCUGACCGCGGCCCCAAAGAAGCGCCUCACCGGUUUCCAAGAGCACCAGCUUAAACACAACUUAUCCAACGAUGAAAUGGCGACAUUGUACCGUGAAUAUAGAGAAGAAAAGACCCGUAAGAGAAACUUGACCAUUGGGUUGUACUUUUCCUCCAUCGCCGUCGUCACUUUGGCCUUGGGCUACGCGUCAGUACCGUUGUACCGUUUGAUCUGCCAGCGUACCGGCUGGGGUGGCACACCGAUCACUGACCAGACCAAGUUCACCCCAGAUAAGUUUGUGCCAGUGGAUCUCGACCACAAGAUUAGAAUCUCCUUCACCACUCAAACCUCCGGAAUCUUGCCGUGGAAGUUCACACCGCAGCAACGCGAGGUGUACUUGACCCCGGGCGAGACCGCGUUGGCAUUCUAUAAGGCGAAGAAUUACUCUGAUAAGGAUAUCAUCGGGAUGGCAACCUACUCGGUAACACCUGACCAUGUAGCACCGUACUUUAACAAGAUCCAGUGCUUCUGUUUCGAGGAACAGCGGUUGCUGGCCGGUGAAGAGGUCGACAUGCCAGUAUUCUUCUUCAUCGACCCUGAGUUUGCCAGUGAUCCGGCGAUGAGAAAUAUUGACGACGUUGUGUUGCACUACACCUUCUUCAAGGCUAGAUAUGACGAUGAUGGUGAACUUACUCCGGAAGUUUCUGCGUAGGCAACGGCUAAUUACUGUAUAUAGUGUCAUGUAAUCUUAGAUGAAAAGCGUGAAAAAGUUGUAGAUACAAACGGUGGUCUGAUGAAAUAAGAAAACCA
Messenger RNA from Babjeviella inositovora NRRL Y-12698, 980 nucleotides. It is a transcript of the gene COX11, whose product is annotated as Cox11p. Bases 91 to 882 code for a protein of 263 amino acids. Gene Ontology annotation, cellular component: mitochondrial inner membrane. NCBI's taxonomy places the organism in Eukaryota, Fungi, Ascomycota, Pichiomycetes, Serinales. Gene Ontology annotation, molecular function: copper ion binding. The record is from RefSeq and is a predicted model, not a curated record. The transcript has a single exon.